Microbotryum saponariae is the source of this 2458-nucleotide messenger RNA. The record is from the annotation of a GenBank genome assembly. Lineage: Eukaryota; Fungi; Basidiomycota; Microbotryomycetes; Microbotryales; Microbotryaceae.
AUGGGCCGCCGCUUUGCGAUCCAACCUGGCUCGUCCAUGGAUGGAAUGUGUGCAUACACUUACCCCCGCUUUCCCCCUCAUCACUGGCACAGUUGACGACUUGGCUGUCGCUGACCACCAAGGCGUCCCGUCUCGUGCCCCGUCGCCAUACCACGUGACGUCGCACAACAGCAACUUCGAUCCCACGCCGGCCCCUCCGCCUCAAGCGAACCUUCCCCCGCGCGAAGUGGCCAAGUUGAUCCCCUGUCGAUACUUCCCGCAAGGCACUUGCAAGUAUGGUGAUUCGUGCAUUUUCUCCCACGGAAUUCCGGGCGUGGCUGGCUCCCCAGGUGUUGCUCCAUCGCCCUCCGUUCAGGCCCAACUCCUGCGUACUUCCACUCAGCCGGCCGAUCCUCAAACCGUCCUUCACCAGCAAGCGCAACACUUUCCGUCGCAGCAAGACGAGUACCUCCAUGGGAUGCCCAUGUAUUAUCCCGAACAGCACAUUGAGCCAUACGGCUAUUCCCAUCACCUCCAUCACCACCAGCACCAUCAGCAACAACAGCAACCGUUUUCGCCUCAGGGAGCCUUCUAUCCCUUCCCUCCACCUUUCUUCGGCGCCCAACAUUACCAGCAAGCGCCGCCACCGCCGCCACCGCCGCCACCGCCGCCCCAAUCGUUCUAUCAUAUGCCCCAAGCGCAGCAGCAAGCUCCGCAAACUUCGAAUACCGCGUUGUCUAGCGAGAGUCGUGCUUUUUCCCCGGCUUCGACGGGAUACAUCAACGCUUCGAACCCUGCUCUGGCCUCGAUUGCCCCGCAAACUCUUUCUACCUCAUCGAUCACUCCAGCCUCUCCGUCUCGUGAUGAUCUAAGUGCGCCAUCGCCUCCAGGAACAAGUCCCCUACUGUCCGCCACUGCGUCCGCUAGCCUGACCGAUUACGCUCCUGCCCAGUCCCAAAGCGCGGCAGCCUCGAUGUCUCCGUCCUCUGCGGACCAUUCAAUCCUUCCGACCCUCCACAACCUACUCCAGAACGAUAUUUUAGCACCCAACGGAUGGGAUGGCUCCACUUCGCCCUCAGAUCCAGCCUCGGCCAUCACUCCUGUGAAGGUGACCACGAGUUCCAAUGGCAAGAACGCACCUCGCAACGGCAUCAUUGGCCCACAUGGCAUGCCGCACUUCGCAAAUGUUCCACGAGCCCGUGGAUCGAUGAUUGGACCAGCUGGAAGCUUUGGUAGUGUGAGCAACGGCAAAACCGCUCGUCGCAAUUUCCCCGCCGGGUCACCUCGCCCACCUUGCUCGUUCUUCGAGGCGAACCGGUGCCGAAACCGCGAUGCGUGUCCAUUCCAACAUCUCCUGCCGGACGGCAGCGACGCCCGUCUGCUAGGUCAAGGCUGGGUUGGCGCUGAUGGGCGAACGGACAACCCGGAGGAAAGGGGUGGUCUUCCGGCGACAUGGUUGGCCAAUCCAAACUGGAAGAAGGCAGGCAGCAACGGCGCGUUCUUCCGCAACGGCGCGCAAAGCUCCGGUGGGCCGUUCUCCAACGGGGCAUUACGUCAGCAACGGAAUCGCUUCGAGGAAGAGCAAGCUCGCCUGAGAGCAGACACGCAAGCUCAGGUAGCUGCCGCGGGUCACAACGGAGUGGCGGGUGAAUCGUCACCUGGCGUCCCUGAGGUUUCGUCGGGUCUUGCCGCGAACGGUUCCCGUCUGCAUCCUGGAGGAGCCGCACCGCAACUCGUCGCCGCUAUCCACGGCCUUACUCGUCGUAUCCCACCAGUGCAGCCCCGAGACGUUCAGGCGCCCCAUCUGCCCGUCGCUGCGCCAAGUGGAUCAAAAAGGCCGGCAGUUUUGACGAAUGGCGAUCGCAGCAAACCGUCGAGUGCUCUCUCGCGUGCGACCCAGCGCGUGCCUUCUGGCGAAGACUUUCCCGCUUUGACCCCAGGUUCCCCUUCUCCUUCCUUCGAAUUGUCAGUCGCUCAGCCUGAAGUGACGGCGGCUUCGCAACCUUCAACAUCUUCCGCCGGCGUCGCUCUUGAAGCACCUACAGAAGUUCAGCAGAUUGAUGACGCUGGCUUUGAGAGUGCUGUGGCCGACUCGGACUUCGUGAUGGUCAAUCACUCGGAUGCCCCCGCUUCGGAGACCGCUGGCACCCCGUCCACUGAACCCUCAUCCAGUCCCCUCGCUUCGGCCCCAGUUUUCGGAGCAGCGGCCAUGGCCGCACCGUCCCGCCUUGUCGGUUCGUUCGCGUCCGCCGCCGCCAGGGGCGCCUCCGUCGUUCUCACAGAAAAGUCGAAGAAGGCAUCUUCGUCGUCCACGCCUACCCUUGCCACUGCCGCCGCCGUCACCGACCCUGACACCGCCCCUGCUUUCAAGGAUUGGAAAGACUGCUCGGCGCCAAAGAAAGGAGGCAGCCCCGCCCUCAAGAAGCACACUUCUUUAACCACGACAAAUCCCGCUACCCCGGUCGCUGUCAAGGCUUGA